Lachnellula hyalina is the source of this 2376-nucleotide messenger RNA. RefSeq names its product putative inactive serine/threonine-protein kinase (gene scy1). The coding region runs from base 1 to 2376 and encodes 791 amino acids. Gene Ontology annotation, molecular function: protein kinase activity; ATP binding. NCBI's taxonomy places the organism in Eukaryota, Fungi, Ascomycota, Leotiomycetes, Helotiales, Lachnaceae. The record is from RefSeq and is a predicted model, not a curated record. The transcript is spliced from 7 exons. Gene Ontology annotation, biological process: tRNA export from nucleus; protein phosphorylation. Gene Ontology annotation, cellular component: cytoplasm.
AUGGAGUUUUUCAAGUCAGCUGUAGCCUCGGCGAUCUCAAAGGGACCUCCAUUUCCCUAUACCUUUGGCGACCGAGUCGAUAUAGACACCAGUAUCUGGACUCUGUACAAUGGAACCAAGCGCGAAGAUGGAUCGAAUUGUAGUAUAUUCUCCUUCGAUGUUACCGCGAAUAAGAACCGUCUGCCAAUGGCAAAGAAUGCCGUCAGGAAAUUACGAACCUUGAGGCAUCCGGGGGUCAUCAAGGUCUUUGAUACAGUGGAGACAGAAUCAUACAUAUACAUUGCUACGGAAAGGGUCGUUCCCUUGAAGUGGCAUAUCAAGCGCAAGAGCAUGAGCACAGAGACUUUGAAAUGGGGGCUAUUUGGUGUAGCAAAAUCAAUUAAAUUUAUCAAUGACGAAGCUUCAUCGGUCCAUGGCGCCCUACGAGUCGGAUCCUUGUACACAGGCGAGAGCGGGGAGUGGAAAGUUGGCGGAUUCGAGGUCUUGAGCAGCAUGAAGGAUGAUGAAGCAAUAAUAUACAAUUAUGGAAGCCUUGUUCCCGAUGCUGGUCGAUAUACACCCCCUGAGCUGGCAAAGUCUGGCUGGGACGACAUUAAACGACAUCCUCUCCAUGCGGUAGACGCCUACAAUUUCGGCACUCUGAUAUUCGAAGUCUUUAAUGGCGAUUUCAUAGGGGGCGAUCAGGCUGGCCAGACUAAAAACAUUCCACCGACAAUGCAUUCGAGUUACAGACGACUGGUCAAUAGCAAUCCUAAAGCAAGAGUCAGUGUUGGGAAUUUCUUGGACCAAGGACAGCGAAAUGGCGGCUUCUUCCAGACACCACUCAUCAAAUUGACGGACAGCGUGGAUAAUCUUGGUAUGAAGAAUGAGGAGGAACGAGAAGAGUUCUUGAAUGAUCUAGAUCAACUAUCAGAUGACUUCCCAGAGGACUACUUCAAGAUGAAGAUUCUCCCUGAAUUACUCAAAUCUGUGGAGUUCGGUGGAGGCGGCCCAAAAGUCUUCGGUGUGGUUAUGAAGAUCAGCAAGAAGCUUAGCGACGAUGAAUUCGAAGGGAAGAUCACACCUGCAGUUAUAAGACUAUUCGGCAGCCCAGAUCGAGCCAUACGGGUUUGUCUAUUGGAUAAUUUACCUAUGAUGAUAGACAGAUUACCCCAAAAGGUGGUGAACGACAAGAUUUUUCCUCAAAUGGUUACUGGAUUUACCGAUGUUGCACCCGUAGUUCGGGAACAGACCGUUAAAGCUGUCUUGACAAUCAUUGGGAAGCUAUCGGAUCGAACCAUCAACGGAGAGCUAUUGAAGUAUCUUGCCAAGACUUCGAAUGAUGAGCAACCGGGAAUUCGUACAAAUACAACAAUAUGCUUAGGCAAGAUCUCGAAAAAUCUAGGAGUUGGCAACAGAGCAAAGGUGUUGAUCGCAGCUUUCACUCGGUCACUUCGUGAUCCCUUCGUCCACGCGCGCAACGCCGCCCUGCUGGCACUGGGCGCUACGGCCGAUUCGUUCAGCGAAGAUGAUUGUGCAAAUCGGAUAUUACCCGCUAUAUGUCCCUGCCUAGUCGACAAGGAAAAGCUCGUCCGCGAUCAAUCCAACAAGACCAUGGAUGUCUUCCUUCAGAAGAUUCGGAAGCACGCCUCUACAAUGGCCGACACUGUUUUACCACCCCUUACUGCAGUAGACGCAUCAAACGCAUCCGCACCUCGGAUGAGCACGCCACAACCAAACUCAAGCGAAGCAGCCUCAUGGACCGGUUGGGCCAUCUCUUCAUUCACAAACAAAGUCUCCUCCACAGCCGGCGAAAUGCAAUCCAACGGCACCACCACACCCAUCGCUCCACGACCCAGCUCCGUUCCCGCGACUAGCGAAAUCCGACGCCCAGCCCCAAUAACAGCGUCAGCAUCAAACCUCCACCGACAAGCCGUUGCGUCACCCCCCGCAACCUCAACACGUACCUCCACAUCCUCCAACACGAAUGAAUACUUCCAAGACCGUAACCCUUCCGAAGAAGUGGACGACGCGUGGGGCGAUAUGGAAGAAGAAUCUUUCUUCGACGCCCCAUCCGAAACACCGAAACAAACUCAUACACCUUCUGCGUCCAAUCCAUUUGAUGAUAACGGUGAGCCUGAUUUCGCGGGCUGGCUGGCUGCGCAGAGUCAAAAGAAGCCUGGGUCGAAACCACUUCCCAAAGGACUUGCUAAACCUGCGAAUGGAAGACCGGCGACGAGUACUAGGAUACAGAGUACGGGCGGUGUUGGGGGUGCGGGGGCGAAGAAGGCGGCUGCUACUGCGGCCAGUGUGAAGCCGAAGCCGGUAGUUGCCAAGACGAUUGAUACGAAGCCGAAGGAGACUGGGGAUGACGAGGGGUGGGGUGAUGGAUGGUGA